Pneumocystis jirovecii RU7 is the source of this 963-nucleotide messenger RNA. RefSeq lists its product as uncharacterized. NCBI's taxonomy places the organism in Eukaryota, Fungi, Ascomycota, Pneumocystomycetes, Pneumocystales, Pneumocystaceae. The record is from RefSeq and is a predicted model, not a curated record. Bases 1 to 963 code for a protein of 320 amino acids. Gene Ontology annotation, biological process: ergosterol biosynthetic process. Gene Ontology annotation, molecular function: cytochrome-b5 reductase activity, acting on NAD(P)H. The transcript has 8 exons.
AUGGUUUGCAGGCCUAGUAGAGCUUUAUUUUACAUUGGAUUGACAGGUUUACUUGGAUAUGGAGCAUAUCACGUUUUCCGGCUUGGCAUACCUUUUUCCAAAAUGUUUGGAUUGAAAUGGGGUCUCACAGAACCUACAUUUGUUGAUAAUAAAGAAUGGAUUGAGUUAACGUUAUCUAGAAUUACAGAUUUUAAUCAUAAUUGCAAGAUUUUUAGAUUUGAUUUGCCAACAAAAAAUAGUGUUUCAGGACUUCAAGUAGCAUCUGCAUUACUUACACGAGUUGAGCUUCCAUUACAACCUCCUGUUAUUAGGGCGUAUACGCCUGUUUCAGAUGAAGAUACAAAAGGAAUUGCUUUUUAUACGUAUUAUAUUCUUCUUAUUAAAAAAUAUGAUAAUGGACCUAUGAGUUCUUAUAUUCAUGGAAUGAAAAUUAACGACAAGUUGUUAUUUAAAGGACCAGUUCCUAAAUAUUUGUGGAGUCAGAAUAUGCAUGAGCAUGUUAUAUUGAUUGCAGGGGGUACUGGUAUUACGCCUAUGUAUCAGUUUAUCCGUAAAAUUUUUGGAAAUAAGGAGGAAAAAACUCGUGUUACAUUAAUUACAGCUAAUGAAAGACUUAUUUUUAUAGAUAUACUAUUAUAUAGUGAAUUUGAACAAUUAAGAAAAAAAUAUCCAGAUAGGUUUAAUGUAGUCUACGUUUUAGAUAAUCCUCCUGAGGGUUGGAAAGGUGCAUCAGGAAGAAUUGAUAAAGAUCUUCUUAAAACCCACCUUCCAGAUCCUUUAUCAAGAAAUAUUAAAAUUUUUGUCUGUGGGCCUCCUGGGUUUUAUAAGGUUAUUAGUGGAAUGAAAUUGUCUUCAACUGACCAGGGGGAACUAGAGGGAUAUCUUAAAGAGCUUGGAUAUACUAAAGAACAAGUAAAACAAUUAGUGUUGAAACAUAUGUUAAUUUUUAUGGUAGGUUUUUAA